AUGCAGUGCAGUCACUAUCUACUUACUCCAGUAUUACAGUCAGGCAAUGAUCAACAAAAUAGAUAUAAUAAUAGUGCACAUGUAAGAAAUGUUGCCAAAUGGAUAUUUGGAACCUGGAAAAUAUGGUUCCCCUGUCUCCAAUGAGGCCUACAAACCAAAUUAAAUACAUAUCUUGCAU
This is a messenger RNA of Diabrotica balteata, 178 nucleotides long. The record is from the annotation of a GenBank genome assembly. NCBI's taxonomy places the organism in Eukaryota, Metazoa, Arthropoda, Insecta, Coleoptera, Chrysomelidae.